This is a messenger RNA of Musa acuminata AAA Group (dessert banana), 3178 nucleotides long. RefSeq names its product DNA topoisomerase 3-alpha-like. The transcript is spliced from 24 exons. The record is from RefSeq and is a predicted model, not a curated record. Lineage: Eukaryota; Viridiplantae; Streptophyta; Magnoliopsida; Zingiberales; Musaceae. Gene Ontology annotation, molecular function: zinc ion binding; DNA topoisomerase type I (single strand cut, ATP-independent) activity; DNA binding. Gene Ontology annotation, biological process: DNA topological change. Bases 134 to 2896 code for a protein of 920 amino acids. Gene Ontology annotation, cellular component: nucleus.
AGCUCGCGACGAGGGUUGGGUAAUAACCCAUCGGCGAACUUGCGCGCUUGCCUCGAAUUUGAAAUCCCCGCCGUUGGUCUCGUUUCGUUUAUAGGGCGAGAGCGGAGCGCGCUCUGGGAAGCGCCAUUUCCAAAUGUCGCGGCGCAGCGGCGGAGGCCGCAUGAUCCGGGUGCUGAACGUGGCGGAGAAGCCGUCGGUGGCGAAGGCGGUGGCGGAGAUCUUGUCGCGCGGCAGCGGAGGGAUGCGGUCGAGGCUGGGGCGGUCGCGGUACAAUCGGGUGUUCGAGUUCGAGUACACCAUUGGCAGUCAGGCGUGCCACAUGCUUGUCACCUCCGUCAUCGGCCACCUCAUGGAACUCGAGUUCGAUGACCGCUUCCGCAAGUGGCACUCCUGCGACCCCGCCGACCUCUACCACGCCCCCGUGCGCAAGCACGUCCCUCAGGAUAAGUUGGACAUCAAAAUUACUUUGGAGGAGGAAGCAAGGAGAUGCCAGUGGCUUGUUCUGUGGCUGGACUGUGAUAGAGAGGGUGAAAAUAUUGCCUUUGAAGUCAUAGAAGUUUGCACAUCUGUCAAUGAUCAUCUCAACAUUUGGAGGGCUCAUUUCUCUGCAUUAAUCGAUCGGGAAAUACACCAUUCUGUGCAGAAUCUUGCACGACCCAACAAAUUAUUCUCAGAUGCAGUAGAUGCCAGGCAGGAAAUUGAUCUCCGAAUAGGUGCCUCCUUUACUAGGUUCCAAACUAUGCUACUAAAAGACUUAUUUGUUCUCGAUUUUGCCAGUGAUAAUAGGAGUCUUGUACUAAGCUAUGGUCCAUGUCAGUUCCCUACUCUUGGUUUCAUUGUGGAAAGAUAUUGGGAAAUACAAUCCCAUGAAGCUGAAGAAUUUUGGACAAUUAACUGUUCUCAUACUUCAGAAGAGGGAACUGCUAAUUUUAUUUGGAUGCGUGGCCAUUUAUUUGACUACACUAGUGCUGUUGUAAUUUAUGAGAUGUGCGUUGAAGAACCAGCUGCAACUGUUAAAAAUGUUAAACACCAGGAGAAGUUGAAGUAUCCUCCAUAUCCUUUGAGUACAGUUGAACUUCAGAAACGUGCCUCCAGAUUUUUCAGGAUGAGUUCGGAGCACACAAUGAAGAUAGCAGAAGAACUUUAUCAGGCUGGAUUCAUUAGCUACCCUCGUACUGAGACUGAUGGCUUCUCAGUGAACACAGACUUACAUGCCAUUGUGCGGGAGCAAGUAACACAUCCAAUUUGGGGUUCAUAUGCGCAACAACUUUUGGAUGUAGAAGCAAGGCUUUGGAGAAACCCUAGCAAUGGUGGGCAUGAUGACAAGGCCCACCCUCCUAUUCAUCCAACAAAAUUCUCUGCUGGUGAAACAGGGUGGAGCCAAGACCACAAUAGAUUGUAUGAGCUUGUUGUACGUCAUUUUCUUGCAUGCGUCUCACAACCUGCAGUUGGAGCUGAAACUACAGUUGAAAUUGACAUUGCUGGUGAACAGUUUUCUGCAUCAGGACGUGUGAUAAUAGCUAAAAAUUACUUGGAUGUUUAUCGGUUUGAAUCAUGGGGAGGUAAUAUAGUUCCUACAUACACAAUCGGGCAACAGUUUAUUCCAACCAGUUUGACCCUUGAUUCAGGGGUGACCAGACCACCUCCUCUUCUAAGUGAAGCUGAUCUACUUAGUUGUAUGGACAAGGCAGGAAUUGGCACUGAUGCGACAAUGCACGAUCACAUUAAAAAGUUACUUGAUCGGUGCUAUGCAACAAAAGAUUCAAAUACUCGUUUCUCACCGACAAACCUAGGUGAAGCAUUAGUGAUGGGCUAUGAUGAGAUGGGGUAUGAACUUUGGAAACCCUAUCUCAGAGCGAUGAUGGAGUGUGAUAUGAAAGCAGUAAGCAUAGGUACAAAGAGGAAAUCUGAGGUUUUAGAGAGCUGCUUACAACAGAUGAAAGCUUGUUUUCUAGAUGCAAGGCGAAAUAAAGUGAAACUCCUGGAAGCAAUGGGUUUAUUCUUUGAGAGAUCUGCUGGGGAUGCACAUAAUGUUGGAGAGACUGUAAGGCCAUGUAGUUUAUGCAGUGAAGCUGACAUGGUGCUGAAGCGAAGACUGAAUGGUGAUUAUAUGGUGGGAUGUUUGCGCUUUCCUAAUUGUAGGAAUGUAGUAUGGCUUCCAGGAUCAAUAUCAGAAGCAGCUGUGACCAAUCAUGUUUGCUCCAGUUGUGCUCCAGGUCCUGUUUACAAGGUUCAGUUUAAGUUUCGAAGACUGGAGAUUCCUCCAAAUUAUGAUGUUGAUCAUUUGGGUUGUAUUGGUGGCUGUGAUGUGAUACUGAGAGAACUAAUUGAGAUUUGUGGAACAGGAUCUCAUAAUCAUACUGGCAUGUCAGCGAGAGGUCAGCGAGGCACAGAGCCUCUGAGCAGUGCAAGUAGAGGUAAUUCAAGGCAGGAGCCCUGUCUGCACUGUGGACAAACAGGGCAUUCUUCAAAUCAUUGCCCUUCCCAGGAUUCCUCCUGCCCACGUGCUGCUCAACCUGCCCGAGUCCGGAAUGCUAGAAUUAUUUCAGGUGAAGUCCAGUGUAACUCAUGUGGAGCAACUUGUGCAUUGCGAACUGCUAAUACAGAAAGUAAUAGAGGAAGGAAGUUCUACACCUGCCAAUCACAAGAAUGCGGCUUUUUCGUAUGGGCAGACAGCUUGGAAGAUGGUGGAACACGAGGACAUGGUGGAUCCCGUGGGGGCAACGGCAGGUCAUCUUCCACGGCGAGGAGAGGUGGUCGCGCCCGGGGACGGCGAAAUACACCUACUAAUGGUGUUACAUUCGUAUCGGCAACCGGUGAGCCAGCAUCUGGAAGCUGCUUCGUGUGUGGUGAUCCCUCACAUUUCGCAAACGCCUGCCCAAAUCGUGGCAGGUGACAUGAGUGUCAUAUUCAUGCAGAAUUCUGGCUUUUGCUGCGUUAUUCGAGUUCACGAACGUCAUCUGGUCUUUGCAUCAACAGAUUGUCAUUAUUCCACCUUUUGUUUUAGUUGAAGGUUUAUGAGAAGUAAAAGCCGAUGCUCCUUGUGAAAUAUAUUUUUUAAUUUGAGAGGAAAAAACAAAAUUAUAUUUUUUUAAUUUGAAUCUGCUUUUUACAAAUUUAAACGAUGGUAAAAGAUCAUCAAUGCUCAAAUUUUAAAAUUUUAAAUAAAGCUUAUACA